Tribolium castaneum (red flour beetle) is the source of this 2285-nucleotide messenger RNA. RefSeq names its product flare (gene flr). Gene Ontology annotation, biological process: sarcomere organization; locomotion; actin filament depolymerization. The coding region runs from base 231 to 2039 and encodes 602 amino acids. The record is from RefSeq and is a predicted model, not a curated record. Lineage: Eukaryota; Metazoa; Arthropoda; Insecta; Coleoptera; Tenebrionidae. Gene Ontology annotation, molecular function: actin filament binding. The transcript is spliced from 9 exons. Gene Ontology annotation, cellular component: cortical actin cytoskeleton.
AUUUAUAUCCUUUUAUGGCAAACAUAACCGCUAGAUAAAUAGGUUUUGCGAAAUUUGUGAAAUAAAAUUAUUUGCCAAGUGUUCAUAACCAGUGCGUGUGCCAAGAGAAUUUCUCGUAAACUGCCAACACGUAGUGUAAACUUUUCUACUACAAUAUCUCCGUGUUCCACUUGAGGAUUCUUACCAUUUCCGGCAAACCGGAUCAUUUUUCACAUAAAAAAAACAGGAAAAUGUCAUUUGCAUCAAAGAGUAUUUACGCGACUUUGCCGCGGACCCAACGAGGACAGCCCCUGGUGUUGGGCGGGGAUCCCAAAGGCAAGAACUUUCUCUACACCAAUGGCAAUUCCGUGAUCAUUCGCAACAUCCAAAACCCUGCAAUUGCCGACGUCUACACGGAACAUUCCUGUCCGGUAAACGUCGCCAAGUACUCCCCUAGCGGCUUCUACAUCGCCUCUGGAGACCAAUCGGGCAAAGUCAGAAUCUGGGACACAGUCAACAAGGAGCACAUCCUUAAAAAUGAGUUUCACCCAAUCGGGGGGCCCAUCAAAGAUAUCGCUUGGUCCCCUGAUAACCAACGAAUGGUCGUGGUUGGCGAAGGCCGCGAACGCUUCGGUCAUGUUUUCAUGUCCGAAACGGGAACUUCCGUUGGCGAAAUCUCAGGCCAAUCAAAACCCAUCAAUUCCUGCGAUUUCAAACCCACGAGACCUUUCAGAAUCAUCACGGGGUCUGAAGACAACACCAUUGCGGUUUUCGAGGGGCCCCCGUUUAAGUUCAAAAUGACCAAGCAGGAGCACAGCAGGUUUGUGCAAGCCGUUCGUUAUUCACCCACCGGUAAUUUAUUUGCCUCGGCUGGGUUCGAUGGUAAGGUGUUUCUGUACGAUGGUACGUCCUCCGAUUUGGUGGGGGAAGUGGGAAGCCCCGCCCACAGCGGGGGCGUGUAUGGGGUUAGUUGGAGUCCCGACGGUAAACAAUUGCUAACAGCCAGUGGGGACAAAACUGCGAAAUUGUGGGACGUGGAAACGAGACAAGUCGUCUCUGAAUUCGUCCUAGGUUCGACAGUUGAAGAUCAACAAGUUUCGUGUUUAUGGCAAAACGAAUACUUGCUCACGGUUUCUUUGAGUGGUUUUAUUAAUUAUUUGGAUAUUAAUGACCCAACGAAGCCGCUCCGGGUUGUUAAAGGGCACAAUAAACCCAUCACUGUCUUAGAAUUGAGCGAAGAUCGUGGUACGAUCUUUACCGGGUCGCAUGAUGGUAAUGUGACUCGAUGGAACGCCGAAACUGGGGAGAACGAUCGGGUUGAGGGCGUGGGUCAUGGUAACCAGAUCAAUGGGAUGAGGGUACAUGGUGGUACUUUGUACACUUGUGGUAUUGAUGACUCUUUAAAACAAAUCGACAUUGAGGGCAACACGUACAAAGGGCAAGAUUUGAAGUUGGGGUCGCAACCUCGCGGAAUGGACAUUUUAAAAGAGCAAAAUGUGGUGGUCACAGCGAGUGUUAACGAAAUCACCGUCUCGCAAGAUAACAGGAAAGCAAGCACUUUGAAGGUGUCUUAUGAACCGUCAAGUGUCAGCGUUUCGCCGCGGGGUCACGUGGCUGUGGGUGGUGCCAUGGACAACAAGGUGCAUUUAUACGAACUGAAAGGCACAGAGUUGGUACCCUUGCAAGAAUUGGACCAUUUGGGUGCCGUAACAGACGUUGCCUACUCUCCCGAUGACAAGUAUCUAGUGGCCUGUGAUGCCCACAGAAAAGUCGUACUGUAUAGUGUUCCUGAAUACAAGCUCGCCACCAAUCAAGAAUGGGGUUUCCACAACGCGCGUGUUAACAGCGUUGCUUGGUCGCCCGACUCUUUGCUAGUCGCUAGUGGUAGUUUGGACACGAGUAUCAUUAUCUGGUCUGUUGAAAAGCCCGCCAAACAUAUUAUAAUCAAAAACGCUCAUGCUCAAAGUCAAGUCACUAGAUUAGCCUGGCUUGACGACCAGACUUUGGUCUCAGUGGGGCAGGAUUGCAACACGAAAUUGUGGACCAUCACCAAGUUCUAAUAAUUUUUUUAAAUGGCCUUUUUGCAUUUAACGUAAAGCUUUUUUAUUUAUUACAUACAGUAGGGUGAUGCAGUGGCGGGCCUAACCGACGUGUCAAUUAAUUUAUUUCAAGUAUUGAUUUUCUAAUAGUGUAAAUAUUUAAAUCGAGGAGUGUUAUGAUGAAUGAAAAAUCUGCUAAAUCAUCCAAAUACUAUAAUCUAAAAAGUAUUAUUUUUGUUUAUAUUGAAUAAAUAGCUGUCUGAUAAA